Messenger RNA from Pararge aegeria (speckled wood butterfly), 8524 nucleotides. RefSeq names its product cyclin-G-associated kinase (gene aux). Lineage: Eukaryota; Metazoa; Arthropoda; Insecta; Lepidoptera; Nymphalidae. Gene Ontology annotation, molecular function: AP-2 adaptor complex binding; protein serine/threonine kinase activity; ATP binding. Gene Ontology annotation, cellular component: cytoplasm. The transcript is spliced from 20 exons. Bases 156 to 3638 code for a protein of 1160 amino acids. Gene Ontology annotation, biological process: protein phosphorylation; regulation of clathrin-dependent endocytosis; positive regulation of Notch signaling pathway. The record is from RefSeq and is a predicted model, not a curated record.
CCAAUCUUUUCUGCCAUUCUGCAAUUUCUUUUUCGUGUAUUUCAUCAGGCAUCUACUAAAUAAUUAAGAUAUGGAUCCAAGGUUACGAAGCUGUUAACAAUAUGUGUUUGGUUAAUUUUGUGAUUUAAAAUAAAUUCAAUAAAACAGUGGUCAACAUGAGUGUGUUUAAGUCUGCGAUGGGGUACUUCAGCUCUGGAGGUGCCAACGGUGGCAGCGAUAAUGAUUUUGUUGGCCAAUUUGUUGAAAUUGGGAAUAUGAAAUUAAGAGUAAAAAAAGUUAUCGCCGAGGGUGGUUUUGCAUUUGUGUUUGUUGCUCAAGAUGUAUCAUCAGGAGCAGAAUAUGCCUUGAAAAGGCUAAUGGCUGCAGAUGAACAAGCUAACAAAAAUAUUAUACAAGAAAUUAGUAUAUUAAAGAAGCUAUCUGGACACCCUAACAUAAUAAAAUACAUAGCUGCUUCAUUUAUUGACAAAGGGAAAACUAGCCAUGGAAUGGGGGAGUAUUUACUAUUAACAGAUCUAUGUAGUGGUGGAAGCUUAAUGGAAGCAUUGCAAAACAGAGGGCAGGCAUUUCCUCUUCCCACAAUUCUUAGAGUGUUCUACCAGACAUGUAAAGCAGUACAACAUAUGCAUGCGCAAGUGCCUCCAAUAGCACAUCGUGAUCUCAAAUUAGAAAAUUUCCUAAUAUCAAAUGAAGGUACAAUUAAGUUGUGCGAUUUUGGUUCUGCCACAACAGAUGUGUUUGCUCCUAAUCCUUCAUGGAGUGCAAAUCAAAGGAAUAUGUUGGAAGAGAAUUUGGCCCAAUUUACAACUCCAAUGUAUCGUGCCCCAGAGAUGCUAGACACCUGGGAUAACCGUAAAAUAGAUCAUGAAGUGGAUAUUUGGGCCCUAGGAUGUAUACUAUAUACAUUGUGCUACAUGCAACAUCCCUUCGAAGACUCCGCUAAGUUGGCCAUACUGAAUGGAAAUUAUAAUUUAAACCCCAACGAUCAACGCUACAAAUGCUUCCAUGAAAUUAUCAAUGGUUGUUUGACGGUGAAUCCCGAGGUGCGGCUGUCGAUAAGCAGUGUGCUGGAGCGGCUGGCGGCGAUAGCGGAGUCAAACAACAUCAAUCUCAAGCAACCACUCAAAUUUGAGCGUAAAAAAGUUGAACAAUCUGUGGCCACUAGCUCGCCAGCGACCAGGGAAGUGGCACCUACAAGUCAAGAGCCUGCCAAUCCUCGGCCGCCGGAACCAACUCGUCCGCCGCCACCCGCCCGGCCGCCCGCCGCCCCGCAUUACCACGCCCCGUUGCCACAAGCACCGCCCACUUCUGGAGGUCUAUUCUCUUCAAUAAAAGAUGGCGCUGGAAGUUUUUUGAAAAAUUUAAAAGAUACCUCUUCUAAAGUAAUGCACACCGUCCAACAGUCCAUAGCGCGUGCUGAUUUGGAUAUAAGCUACAUAACUAGUCGCGUAAUCGUGAUGUCUUAUCCUUCGGAAUUGUUAGAGAGCGCAUAUAAAACAAACCAUAUAGAAGAUGUAAAAAUGUACUUAGAAAGUCAUCACCCAGGCGGUAAAUACUGCGUGUAUACAGUGCACGACGCGCGCGCACGCUUCCCCCGCCGCCAGCUCGUCACAGAUACCUCUUUGUGGCCCACCGAAGAGCACCGGGCCCCAUUACUUGCACCGUACUACGCGCUUUUACAGCAUAUGUAUCAGUAUUUGGGGAAAGACGAUAAAUCUGCACUUGUGAUCGCUUGCCAGGACGGUAAAUCGAGAUCCUGUAUGUUGCUCUGCGGACUCUUAAUGUAUGCGAAACUAGUGUCGGUUCCUGAAGACGCCCUUCAGAUAUUUGGCGUGAAGAGAACACCCAUCAACAUGCCGCCGAGUCAACUCCGAUAUUUGUACUAUCUUAGCAACAUUAUUAGACCAGAACCAAUACUCCCUCAUUUUAGGCCUGUUUCAUUAGUCUCCCUUACCGUGCAACCUGUGCCACUGUUUACCAAAGCAAGAGAUGGUUGCAGACCGUUUCUUGAAGUUUUUAACGAAGACCGACUGAUCUCACCUCCUUUAAGAAGUUAUGAAAGUAUGCAUCUAUACAAUAUGGCUGAAGGAAAGGUAACUCUUCAGUUGGACAGUACUGUGGUGGGUGACGUGACGGUGGUGCUAUACCAUGCCAGACAGCAGUUGGGUCGUUUGCAACGCGUCCCUAUGCUAACGGUCGCUUUCCACACCGGCUUUCUGCGCUACGACCAGCAUGUCAUCAAGUUCACUAGAUCAGAAAUCGAUGGCAUAGACGAAUCAAGUGCAGUGAACGAUCAUUUUUCUUCCAAUGUGACCGUAGUUAUCAGUCUCGUGGUUCAAAACGGGGAACGACGUAAGCCACGCAGCGAUAUCUGGGAGGAAGAUCAUUCCUUCCCCAUACGGACGCCGGACGUUCUGUUCUCUACUUCACUGGAGAGAGAUGAGACCAUAGACAACUUUGCUAGUCUACGAAGCAAUCCAACAUCCAUGCCCUCCACAAUCACCACAGACUAUCCACCAAGGGAGCCCGAAAAGCGACCCCAGCGCCCAGCGCCGCCUGCCCCUCACCGCCCCCCGCCGCCACAUAGAGACACUCAAACACCACCCGCUACGAAUACAGCGGACUUUUUAAAUAUCGCCUCCGAGAAACAAUCUCAACAGAAACCAGCUAGUGAAAAAUUGAAGAGUGGAGACUCGUUUGACUUUUUCGGAAUGAUGGAGAAGCCUACUGAGGAAUCUUUCGGUGACUUCCUCAGUAACAAAGCCACGGAUAAUCCACAGCCGUUUUCGUCUGAGUCUAUCUUCGGUGACCUACCAGCGCCACCAACUACCGCGUCAAGCAAAGUUAAUUCGAGCGACCCUCUCACUUUUGAUCCAUUCGGUUUAAACGAUCCGCUGCCCAAGCAAGAGCCAUUACUUGCUCCGCUGAUCAAAGAAGAUGUGCGACCUCAAACCAUUCCAACGGAGCAAGUCCAGAACAAGCGGGACCCGUUCGCGGAUCUCGGUAUGUUGGGCGCCGGGCUACCGGCCACAACUCCCGUUGCAACGCCUCUAGUCACGCCUAUGGCGACCCCCAUGGUGACCCCUAGAGACUCUCCCGCGCACACUCCUGCGCAUCAGCCUCAUACGCCCGCCAGGUCACCGGCUCAUCAACCUGACUAUAGCCGAACACACUUUGAAACAGCAAAGACGCCAGCCGGCCAAGAAGAAAAGGGUAAGAAAUCUACGGACGUAUUCGGCGAUCUUUUGGGCAGCCAAGGAUAUGAGUUUGCUAAGCGCGAAUCUGGGCCCAGAACAAUGAACGCCAUGAGGAAAGAAGAGAUGGUUAAGGAAAUGGAUCCGGAUAAAUUGAAGAUUCAUGAAUGGACGGAGGGCAAGAAGGCGAAUAUCCGUGCGCUUCUGUGCUCUCUACACACUGUGGUCUGGGAAGACUGUCGCUGGUCGCGAGUGGAUAUGUCACAGCUGGUAUCGCCCGCUGAUGUCAAGCGCAGCUACCGGAAAGCUUGUCUCGCCGUACAUCCGGACAAGCAAAUGGGCACACCGAAUGAGAAUUUAGCGAAAAUGAUAUUCAUGGAGAUGAACAACGCGUGGAGCGACUUUGAGAACGACGCCAAACAACAAAACCUGUUCCAGGCAUAAUCUUAUCGUAAGGAGUUCCCAUUGCAAUCGUAGCUCUUUUAUUUCGAUCACUAAUGAAAUGUUUUUUUUUUUACACAAAGACGUCAGCAGCAAAUUGUUCGGCAAAUGACAGUGCGGUCAGCUGUAUGCUAUGUUAUAAAAAAUAAGCUUUAUUUGCUAUACUUCGCGUAAAGCUGGAGAAUCUGUAUGAUGUAAUAAUGUAUAAUUUCUUCUAUACUCCACACCAAACAGAUCUUCGGCAAUGUGACUGCUUCUAUCAACGUCAAAUUCAAUGUAUGCUAUAUGGCUUUACAGUGCAACCUCGAUAUUAUUAAUUCAUUGAAUCCAGUUUCUGUUGAGGUUUGGUUGGUCCCAUUUUUUUAAUACUUAGUUAAAAAAAUGUUUUAUUUACCUCAACAUUGUUCUUGGUAGUUGGCAAGGUUUUGGUUUGGCAACCUUUGUUAAUUAGAGGUAUUUACACUUUUGUUCAUAAUUGUAAAGGUUUAUCUCACAUUGAUUAUAAUGGACAUUUUUGUUUUUACUAAGAAUUUGUUUAAUCGAGAAAGUCAUUACAUUAUAUUAAGGACUGCACUGUAUUAUCGGACGAAUAUUGGUAGGUAAUAACAAUAAAUACUUCAUAUUUCGCUAUGUACUUAUAUAAAUUAGGCUGAACCGCACUGGACGAAACUGCGCUAUUUAAGGAUCUUUAUAUGAAACUAGUUCUACCCGCGUAUGCUUCCUUACUAAUGUUAUAAGUGUAUUUUCUGCUGUGCGAAAGCAAUCCAGACGAUCAAACUCACUUCCGAAAGAAGUACUAAAGGUAUAUAAAAUGUAUCGAAGUUAUUAUAAUAACGAGAUAAAAUAAAAUGCACAAUAGAUGUCUUCAAAUGAUGAUGAUGCGUUCUCUUACACUAUCAUAUUAUGAUUGUGCCUGCAUUUCAAGCACCCAUAGUUUUUCCGUUUCGUACGUUUUCUUAUCGCCGCCGCUACCACAUGGUUGCUGGGUCUUCGCAGGUCGAUUAACUGCAGUACCCGUGCUGUUGCUCAUAUUAAUGUAUGCCAUUUCGAUAUAUUUUUUAUCCUUGUUAACCUGCUGCUACCGCAGGUUCGUGUGCUAUACAGCUUCAGCGAUCUUCUCCCCUUGGCCUUCUUCCGAUUUUCUUAGGAAAGGCGGCCCGUGGAACCAUCUGUGGUUCGCAUUAAAGUUGCUCGGCGUUUCUCUUGUCACGUCGGCUACAUUUUCCUUAGCAGACAUUUCAUUCCAUUUCCGCUAGCCUGUGCGCUACCGACGUCUUGAAGGUACGCGGCUCCGAUCGGCUACACUAGUCAGUACGUGAAUCUGACCAAUAGAUUUUCCUUGAGAAUUCGAAGUCGUGUUCCUCUUAGGUUCUUUUUGCUGUGCGCCCAGAGCAGCUUGCAGUUCUAGCCGAAGUAUAGAAGUGGCCUUCAGUGGAGCAACUCGACUUCUCGCGGUGGUCAAGGCGACGUGCGUUGAUCCGUCGGCUCGUUCCAUACGUACGAAGAUCGCGGUUGAGUAAGCUUCGUGACUUGCAUCUAUGAACACGUACAGCUGUCCUUCGACGAUCGUCGACUCAACAUUAUAUACGCAGAGUAUCUAUAGCUCGAAGUUUAUUUAGCCAAGAUGUCCACCUUAGUUGUAGCUUCUCCGGGUUUAUCCCAACCGGUUCCAUGUUUCGAUUUUUCUUGCAUUAACUUCUUCGCCAGCGUGAUGAGCGGCGAGAUUAGACCUAGUGGGUCCAAAAGAGACAUGAUGACACUCAGGGCUUCUCACUUCGUUGGUGAUCGCGUGUAUUCGUGGAUUCGUCUUCUCUAUGUUCAACCGGAACCGUGGUUCUUCUCCGCAUUGGCGCCGCAUAUAGGUACGAACCGCAUGACGAUACUGAUUGUAGCAUGUCGUUCAGGCUCCAAUUUUGGAAACCGCAUCUUUAUAUGACCUCGCACCGCACCACCGAAAAUAUAAAUAUGAACCGCGUGCUGCCCCCGCGCCACCUCUGUAGAGCACUUUUGCCGCGUAAACAUGCAUCUAUUCUUAAAUUAAUAUGUUAUUUCUAUUAUUAUUAUUUUAAACUAUCAUUUUCACCAGUUGUUUUCCUAAUACUUACAAAAUUAAUUAUGUCAAGGUUUCCUAGUGUUUAUUAACUUUAUGUACCUCUUAGGUCUUAAAUAUCUAAAAUCGGUCAGAUGGCCCGGCAGAACGUUAAUUUUAAGAAAUGAACUGCUUAUUUUAUCGAUAGCAAGCUCUAUUGCUAAGUUAUAAAUUUUAUAAAUAUUAAUCCUAAGAUGUACUUUCUACGUGGUUGUAGGCAUUUAUCGUAGUCAUCUACCUAAACCGAAAACAUAAAUGUAUAUACAGUUAAUAUUAAUUUAGAUUUUUCUUCAGAAAGUUAUAAAGAAUUCAAAUAACGUUUUCUCUAAUAACUCGAUUCUGAUUGGUCAAGAGCCCUUUGCUUACUCGUUAGCGACAUCUCUGCCUACGACCUUGCGCUGCGAGGGGUUUGUCAUGCUGCCAUGCACAAUGUUAUUAUCGAGAAAGCCAUAAUAAUGUAUUGUAUUAAAGCGAAAGUAUGUCUUUUUUAUUAUAGCAUAGAUAAUAUACAUAAAUUAAAUAAACAUUAACGUAUUAACGCGGUGAACAGUGUCCUUAUAUUAUGAUAAGCAUCCUUCAAAGCUUGAUUACCGAAUUAGUUAGAUAUUUGCAAUCCGAUAGGCAUUUUUCUCCUUCGAAUAAUUUUAUCAAGAUCUCUUACUAAUUGGUGCGCGGGAGAGUUUGCGGUUUCCUGAACGCAUAAUAUAGAUCCUACCUUUUAUGAAGGCUUAUAUAAAAACGAUAAAAGUUUUCUAUUGCCAGACAUAUUAAAAGUCAUUACCCUUUAGAAAGUUCAGAAAUAUGUGAAAACGUUACUAGUAACAUCGCUACUUUUAUACGAUGAACAGCAAUUUCAAAAUAUUUACAUUCAUUCAUACAAUUAGUUUUAAUAUUGUGAUGAUAGAUUAUUCUUUUGCAAAGCCAGAACGUGUGUUUACAGAGAUAUCUUGCUUUAACGACGAGAUCUAAAAAUAUCGUGCCAUAAAUCAAUGAGUUGUGGAGGAUAUAGAGACAACCCUUAUCACCUAUCCGCGUCAAAUCUGAAAACUACACAUUUAGUCACACAGUCUAUAGUUAGUUGUCAGUCUCGAAUUGAUUCCUGGUUUAGUUAAUAUUUUAUUCUUAAUAUUGGUCUGCGAUCAGGUUAAGCCAUCGAUCGCAGUCAUUUUCAUCAUUUAUGGUUUCGCAGUGAUCACGGUAUCUAAGCUUUUGAGCAGCGUAGUGGCUUGUGGCUUUAUACUAAGGGAGACCUGUGCCCAGAUGUGGGCUUCGAUUAAGCUACCGGCAUUAGGUUAGGUGCUUAGAACUUUCUUGCAGAAUAUUCGAUGGUAAAAACUAUUUAAGCACUAAACUAAACUACCGUGCUGUUAACGUUAUCCGCGUUUUAUUAUGAAUAUGAAUUUGGAAGUCAGUAGCUUAGUUAGUUAUUUUAAAAACACAUAUAUAUUUAUUUAUUUUUGUAGAUUAUGUUUGAGAAAAGGGAUUAAUCCUUUUUGCUCUUCAAUGUAAUAAUCGCGACUAAACCAUUAUAAUAUUAUUUAUGUAUAUAUACAUCAUAAGAAAUUCUAUACAUUUACUAUACGGCUGUUUGUUAGAAUAAAUAUAUUUAUAUUUUGACUUUAAUGAACAAUGUUUUACUUAUUCGUUAUAGACAAAGUCUGAAAUAGUACUUACAAGGUAAUUGAUCGUUUGUUUGUAAUUUUUGGCUUUAAGGGUUUAGUAUUAGUGUAGCAAAUCACACAUCAACACGAUUUAUUGAAACGGUGGAGUUAUUAAAGUUUCUCAUACUAAUUUAAGAAUACAAUAAAGAAAGAUUUUUCAGUAGGAUCAUACCUAAGUAUUUAUUAUAUUGUAAUCCGAGCGUAAUGGAAAUGGGUAGUUAAUGAUAUUUGUAUACAUUAAGCUCUUAUUGUUAAGUUUCCACAUUCCUGGUGAUGUAAAUCGGAAUAGGAGUUCAUUAAUGUAACGCUACGUUGUCAGAUAUUUAUAACGUUAUAAGCUUCUGAAUAUGGCUCUUAAACAUAAUUAUUAUUGCCAUCUUCAAUUAAUAAGGAACUAGAUAUUUAAUCUCAUACAGAAUUAGCAGAAAGCAUUUGUUUUUAUUUUUGUCGAUGUUUUUCAGUUUAGCGUAUAUAUCUUAUAAUAUGUAUGUCCUCAUUUAAAUUUAGAUUUCGUCAGUUAAAUUGUUAAAAAUGCAAUAAAAAAUUAAAUAAAAAAAAAAUUUUGGACUUUAAGCCACGAACGCAUUGGUUUUUUCACUAGCCAACUAACGAAAAUCGGCUAUAAAAUCGUGAGUUAAUUUAUACGAAAGGUGUGAAUUAACUCACGAUUUUAUAGCGGACAGUUUGACGACUGCAACAAGUAUAUUAUUCAUCGAAGAUUGGCUGUAAUGUAACAGCUUAGCACACUUAGACAACCAGUGUGAGUGGUUUAUAUUCCUCAUAAGGUAUAUUUGACAGUUAAUUUUUUUACUAGUAAAAUGAAAUUUUCACAUAUAGGUGUAAAGCUUAUUUACUAAAUAUAUUUUAAAGAUUCCUUUAUUAUUCUUUAAUUGAAAUGUAUUUAAAGUAUUGCAAUGUCAUUAAUAGAAAAUUCUUACUGAACUUUUUCGUUGAGCCAGUGCAAGUUGUUCCUAGAUAUUUUAAAUAGCCGCUUUUACUAGGGCCUAAAAACGAAGUAUUAUUGAACCUUGUUAAAUUUAACAUUUUAUUUGUGUGUAUAUUUUGCUUGAAUAUUGAUAACUUGUAUAUGUUCUGGUCAUUAACGAAAUGUUCGAAAAAAUAAAUGAAUAUGGCAUGUA